Molecule: messenger RNA, 1071 nt
Organism: Phytophthora sojae
Lineage: Eukaryota; Oomycota; Peronosporomycetes; Peronosporales; Peronosporaceae
Exons: 6
Coding region: 1-1071 (356 amino acids)
Source: RefSeq, a predicted model, not a curated record
AUGUCUCUCCAGGUGGAGUACCAAGGGAGCUACUCGGACCAGCGACUGCAGCAGCUCGGUCAUUACAUGAAGGAACUGAGUACACUUCGACUGCUCCUCGUGUGCGUGUUGACACCCCUCCCAUGCCUCUUCCUCAGUCUGAUAAAGGAGGUUCCACCUAUGGCCCCACCUGAAGCUGGCGUCUACGGGAACGGCGUCUUUUUCGCUCGAUCGUGGGCCGUCAUGGCCGAUCCGUCCUUGUUCGUCGAGGUGCAGCGCCAACUCGUCGUGUACCAAUGCCAAACGACGCUCCCGUUCGUCUACCCGCUGUACAUUUAUGGGUUUGUGUCUCUCACAGGCUGGAACCAGGUGAUUUUCGUCGCGGUGUUGCCAAUAAUCCAGAUCAUUGCCAAGAACUGGAUCAGUCGUGCAUUGGGCGAUGACGACGACCAGAAGCCGCAGUGCGUUAUCUUCGUCGUGGAGGUCUACAACGCCCUCUAUGUAUCGAGCGUUCUCCAGACCGCAUCGUCUUGGGCGUCGACGGCUGCCGUGAUGGUCGUCGACUUGGUGCAGUUCUGGGUAUCAAUGAUAGACAUUAUCAAGGUUUUCGAGGGUUUGAGCGCACUCAUGGCCAAAAUCCCGUGUGAUCACCCACUGGCUAAAGAGAAUUUCGUGCAGUUGGCAGUUCGCUUGAUGGCGAUGGAGGCACAAACAGAUUCUUCUAACGGCCGUCACGAUCUUGAACUCGAGGCCAUUUUCUCACAAGAAGAACGGGUUCGCUUCAUUCGGAAGGCCAAGCGUGUGCUCUUCAUCGCAGAGUACCUGCUAUUGGUCGAGUACGUCGAAGUCGUGCUGCCAUUCGCCUACUGCCUACACCAAUUUAUUCUAUUUCACAUGCACAACGUGCUGGUGCUGAAGCGAAAGCUGGGGUAUUCGUCACUGCAGCAGUUGGCAUUCGUACUGGACGCGCACGCGGGCGUUGUUCAGACGAAACUCAAUUUGAUAUUUGUCUACAUUAUGCAGGUCUCGCUGACUCACCUCGGGACUGAUUUCAGCUUUAAGUUCUCGUGGUUAAAGUCCACCAACGGUUAG